Drosophila takahashii is the source of this 1315-nucleotide messenger RNA. RefSeq names its product RNA polymerase II elongation factor (gene TfIIS). The record is from RefSeq and is a predicted model, not a curated record. Gene Ontology annotation, biological process: transcription elongation by RNA polymerase II; DNA-templated transcription. NCBI's taxonomy places the organism in Eukaryota, Metazoa, Arthropoda, Insecta, Diptera, Drosophilidae. Gene Ontology annotation, molecular function: nucleic acid binding; zinc ion binding. Gene Ontology annotation, cellular component: nucleus.
UCCGGCAAGCCGCCAUGCGGUAGCACUAAAACGCGUUAGGGUCAUUCUUCCCCCCACUCGUUCUGCGAAUACAGAAACGAAAAAAAAAGUAAACAACAUUUAUUGGAGGGAAAAGAGAUUCUAGAUUGGCCCGAAAAAUGAGCGUGGAGGAAGAAGUGUUUCGGAUCCAGAAGAAGAUGAGCAAGAUUUCGAUGGCCAGCGAUGGAACAGGACAGGAUCAGGCAUUGGACCUGCUGAAGGCCCUGCAAACGCUUAAUAUCAACCUGGACAUUCUGACCAAGACUCGCAUUGGGAUGACGGUGAAUGAACUGCGCAAAAGCAGCAAGGAUGACGAGGUUAUCGCUCUGGCCAAGACCCUCAUCAAGAACUGGAAGCGCUUCCUGGCCAGCCCGGGUCCCAGCACCCCGAACCACAGCUCCUCGAAGGAUGGCUCCUCGCAGAACAGCAGCAGCAGCAACAACAGCAGCAGUGCCGCCAAAUCCUCUAGUGCCGCCAAGUCGUCCUCCUCCUCCUCCUCCGCCAAGGACAAGGACAAGUCCAGCAGCAGCAGCUCCUCCUCCUCCAAGGACAAGGAGAAGAAGUCCUCCUCACAAUCCUCGUUUCCCUCGGGCGGCAUGACGGAUGCAGUGCGCCUCAAGUGCCGCGAAAUGCUGGCGGCUGCCCUGAAAAUCGGCGAAGUGCCCGAGGGAUGCGGCGAACCGGAGGAAAUGGCCGCCGAACUGGAGGAUGCCAUCUACUCGGAGUUCAAGAACACCGAUAUGAAGUACAAGAAUCGCAUUCGGUCGCGCGUGGCCAAUCUAAAGGAUCUGAAGAAUCCGGGGCUGCGUGGAAACUUCAUGUGCGGCGCCGUGACCGCCAAGCAGCUGGCCAAAAUGACGCCCGAGGAGAUGGCCAGCGAUGAGAUGAAGAAGCUGCGCGAAAAGUUCGUCAAGGAGGCCAUCAACGAUGCCCAGCUGGCCACCGUUCAGGGCACAAAGACGGAUCUCCUCAAGUGCGCCAAGUGCAAGAAGCGCAACUGCACCUACAAUCAGCUGCAGACGCGUUCCGCCGACGAACCUAUGACCACCUUUGUCAUGUGCAACGAGUGCGGCAACCGAUGGAAGUUCUGCUAACUCCGGGGAGGCCCUUAAACAGUUCCAAAAACACCAGCACUCCCAGCACCCUUCAUAUUCUUAUAAAACAUUGUAAAGACACGAGAGAAACCACACACACAUUUUGUAUCUGCUGCCCCACAAAAGCGGUGGCGCUUACUCUGACCACCUAAAAACCCAAAUGAAAAUAAAUUUCAAUAAACAUUAACUAUUGAUAAAACGGA